CGAAGUUCCUGCAAUGCACCAUACCACUUGAGUAGUAUGGUGGUGCAUCGACCUCUGCUGCGACCGGUGCCCACAUCAUUGUUUACUCACUUAGUACCAGCUGCACGUAUUUGCGUACGGCAAGUCCAUGUUCUCAGAACACCCAUUGUGGGCACGAAGACGACCAUGCCGACACCAAACGAAGAGGCUGUGCGGAGUCUACUUGCUGCACCCGAAGUUGCGCCUUUGAAGAAGACAUCUUCGUGGUCCAUUUUGUGUGCCGCACUAACCAGUGCCAAUAUGCCUAGUGUGAUUCCGCCUGCUGUUACCGUCAUGGUAAAGGAGGUGACGACAAAGGAUAAUUCAGAGAUUGUGCGGUUUCUCAGAGUUGGGAGAGAGGCUAUUUUCAAGGCUUAUACCGUUGCGGGUACUCCAAAGGCCAUCAAUGGUUUAACAGAGUUCCGAACGGCCGCCAUGGAACAAUGCCCUGAAGCAUGGAAGGAAUUGGAAGAUACAACAGCAGCCUCUAGAAUCCCUGAAGGAUUUUCAGAUGUUCAAGCUUGGACUGCACGUGGGGAGGAAAUGUUUGAUACGAUAUACAAUCGUUCAGCAACGAGAUUGAAAACAAUCCUAUCUGGUAUCCACCCAGACCUUCUGCCACUUAUAUUGUCUGAGUCGUAUGGCAAAGUGUUAUCUAAUGGAGAUGCUCUGGAUUUAAAGGAUACUGAAUUGGUAAUGGUCGCAGCCUUGAAGGUUCAGGGCGGCGCGGUUUCAAAGCAGGUGGAGAGUCAUCGAAGAGGGGCGAUCCGAAUGGGGGUAAGUCAAGCCGAGGUCGAAGCUGCCGAGUUCAUAGCAGAUCAGAUUGUCGUCAGAUUCGUCGAAUAGUGCAACUACCUUUAGAUUGUAUUCGCUAUAUAUUAAAUACGUUCUAUAUACCCGCUGCUCAGAGGUGUAUUUGCGGCCACCAUGAAACGC
Molecule: messenger RNA, 954 nt
Organism: Spizellomyces punctatus DAOM BR117
Lineage: Eukaryota; Fungi; Chytridiomycota; Chytridiomycetes; Spizellomycetales; Spizellomycetaceae
Exons: 6
Coding region: 37-864 (275 amino acids)
Molecular function (GO): peroxiredoxin activity
Source: RefSeq, a predicted model, not a curated record